Messenger RNA from Cutaneotrichosporon cavernicola, 399 nucleotides. RefSeq lists its product as uncharacterized. NCBI's taxonomy places the organism in Eukaryota, Fungi, Basidiomycota, Tremellomycetes, Trichosporonales, Trichosporonaceae. The record is from RefSeq and is a predicted model, not a curated record. The transcript has a single exon. Bases 1 to 399 code for a protein of 132 amino acids.
AUGCCGCACCCGGACGCUGUCCUCGCGCCUGAGCGCGCCCGCGCUCUGUCGUUCAACGCCUUCACCUCGCGCCCGGACCACUGGGACAUGAACAUCCUAUGCGCGCGUACUGUCCACAACACGUAUAUCGAGCAGGCGCGGCGGGGGGACAUUGUUAUGCGCACCGAGGAGUUUACGAUCACGCCUGCAUUGGUGGCCGAUCUUGAAGCGCAGCAGCGGCUGCGUGCAAGUAUUAGCGUGGAUUCGGGAUCGACGGGCAGCGAGACGGGCGGUGAAGGAGUAGAGGGAGAAGAGCAAGUUGAGCGUGGUGCAGGACGGAGGAUGAGCGAGGCAGAAGCGUUCGCGCAUAUCAAUGCGUGGAGGUACGACCCUGCCAACCCGGCUCAGACCAAUGUGUAA